Messenger RNA from Drosophila erecta, 959 nucleotides. RefSeq lists its product as uncharacterized. Gene Ontology annotation, cellular component: membrane. NCBI's taxonomy places the organism in Eukaryota, Metazoa, Arthropoda, Insecta, Diptera, Drosophilidae. The coding region runs from base 187 to 870 and encodes 227 amino acids. The record is from RefSeq and is a predicted model, not a curated record. The transcript is spliced from 5 exons.
UUGGGUCUCUCAGUUUUUGGCUCAGUCGCAGGCCAGCUUUUGCGGCAUCCACACCACUAGCUCAAGUCCAACAGAGGGCUCAGAGCUGCGAGCCCAGUUUGAUGUGGGCAUAGACCUACUUGCAACCAGAGACCUUGCCUCAAAAGUAAAACCACCAAGGAAACUCACGUGCAACAGCGAGGCAACAUGGAGAAGUCGUUUCCCAUAACACCCUGGAAGUACGGCCUGCUGGUCACCUGCAUUCUUAUUGUGACCUGCAACGUGUUCUUCUUCUCCUGCGGCGUGACCACCUGGGGCUCGGCUGUCUCCGUCUACGGCAGCUAUGGGUCAGCCCUUUGUGGAGGAGCAGUCUUCGGAGUCGCCUUCCUGGGCAUGUACGUGGCCUUGAAGGUGUCGUACAAGUAUUCUAUAUACUACUUGAUUUUCAGUGGCCUGGUCAUAGCCGCACUGGGCUCCUACCUCUUCACCUUCACGGCGAUGCGGGAGCAGCUGAUGGGCAGGUUCGAGGAGCGCAUGCGCGACCUCUUUGAGCGGAAGACCCACAGCGACGACAAGAUGCAGCCGGUGCACAGUCUCUUCGGCUGCUGCGGAAUCGAGGGACCGCAGGACUACCUCAAGGAGGAGCACGGCGCCCUGCCCAGCAGCUGCUGCUACGCCUUCGACUGCUCCAAGCCGGCCCACGUCUACGAGGAGGGCUGCUCCACCAAGGCGGUCGCCAAUCUGAGGAUGCAGGCGGAGCUUAACUACUAUAGCUGCAUGGCGAUCAUUGCCCUCGAGUUCCUGGGCUUGUUCACCGCUUACCAUUUGGGCAAGGCUCGCAAGUACGCCAAAACCAAGGUAAAGGACGAGGAGACCCCCAUCAACGCCUGAUGAUGAGGACACCCCGCAUAAUUACUGAUAAUAAAAUUAACCAAAUUAGUCAGAAUGCCAUUAGAAAAUAAAUACUUUCCAUAGCCUAA